GGGGCCAAUCGGGGCGGGGCUGUGCGGCGGUGUGAGGUGAGGCGGGGGCCGCCGGCGUGGGCCCGUGUGUGGGGCUGCGUGUGGGGCUGUGUGGGGCCUCGUGGGGCUGCGGGGGGCCGCGAGAUACUGCCGGGGGAGUCCCAACCCCGGGGAGUGCGGGGGGGCCCCGAGGCCGCUGGUUCGGCUCCGCUCGGCUGCAAGCCCGGCGGGAAGGCCCGGCCCCUCGCUGCCCGGUCCCGGUUUGCUGCCGUGGUGCUGCGUUCUGUCCGCGCUACGGCCGGGUUGGUUUGUCCUCGGAUUCGCCGCGUCCGUCCGUAGGAUGGCUGCGGUUGGAUGGGGCCUUAAAGAUCGCCCGAUUCCGGCCGAGAUGGUGCCGUGUCCUAAAAUAAGCGCGUAAAGAUGUGACCUUUCAUCGAGGCGGGCUGAGCUGCCGGCCUCUGCGCCGUGCCAGCCCUGGGGGAGCGGUGCGUGCCGUGAAACGAGUGGAGAAACUGCGGCGUGGCUGCCCAAAUCCAUAGGAAAAUUCAGGCGGAAUAAACGUACGCCUUCCAUAAGAGCUGUUGUGGAAUAUCUGCAGGCUGUGCUGCAGACGCGGCUCACACCGUGACACGGGGCACCUGCUCUGCAGGCCGUGCGUCUGUCGGUGGCGCUCGGAACCAGCCAGGUUUGCACGCUGCACGGCGUUCUGCUUGGCGCGCCCUGCAAAUAACGGCUUUCUAAGAGAUGCCAACUGGAAGCACAGCAGCUGAGGCAGAGGGAGUUGCGAUCCCUUCAGAUAUGGCCUCGAAAAGAGCGUUGGUGAUUCUGGCGAAAGGGGCAGAGGAAAUGGAAACUGUCAUCCCCACUGAUGUUAUGAGAAGAGCUGGGAUCAAGGUGACUGUUGCAGGCCUAACUGGAAAAGAACCGGUGCAGUGUAGCCGAGAUGUCCUCAUUUGUCCUGAUGCCAGUCUAGAGGAUGCCAGAAAAGAGGGACCUUACGAUGUCAUUGUCCUGCCUGGAGGUAACCUUGGAGCUCAGAACUUGUCAGAGUCUGCUGCUGUUAAAGACAUUUUGAAGGAUCAGGAAAGCAGAAAAGGCCUGAUUGCUGCUAUAUGCGCAGGUCCCACUGCCCUUCUGGCACAUGGGAUAGGAUUUGGAAGCAAAGUCACAACGCAUCCUUUGGCCAAAGAUAAAAUGAUGAAUGGAGCUCACUACUGCUACUCCGAGAGCCGUGUGGAGAAAGAUGGGAACAUCCUCACCAGCCGUGGCCCUGGUACCAGCUUUGAGUUUGGGUUGGCCAUUGUUGAAGCACUGAUGGGGAAGGAAGUGGCUGAACAAGUGAAGGCACCACUAAUAUUGAAAGACUGAAAUGCUGUGGUGGGACAUGGAGUAGAACAAUUUCAGGUGGAGAGUCUUGUGCUUUGCAGAAUAACUGAAAGAUGCACAGUGUAGCUGUGGAUGAAAUUAGCAGCUGUACUCACCUAGAUUAGGACAUCUUACCAGUCUUUAUCCCUGGAAGAAAAUCCUGUUAGCAAAAAACUUCAUCAUCAUUAGCAUCUAAAUAAUCUUAGCUCUUGGCAUUUCAAAGUCGCAUGGACGAAUGUUUGCUGAUUAAAUAAAAACAAAGCAACCUUGA
Molecule: messenger RNA, 1615 nt
Organism: Gallus gallus (chicken)
Lineage: Eukaryota; Metazoa; Chordata; Aves; Galliformes; Phasianidae
Gene: PARK7
Product: Parkinsonism associated deglycase
Exons: 7
Coding region: 724-1347 (207 amino acids)
Biological process (GO): guanine deglycation, glyoxal removal; protein deglycation, glyoxal removal
Cellular component (GO): cytosol; nucleus
Molecular function (GO): protein deglycase activity
Source: RefSeq, a predicted model, not a curated record